This is a messenger RNA of Rhipicephalus microplus (southern cattle tick), 7685 nucleotides long. It is a transcript of the gene cher, whose product is annotated as filamin A protein cher. Gene Ontology annotation, molecular function: actin filament binding. Gene Ontology annotation, biological process: actin cytoskeleton organization. The record is from RefSeq and is a predicted model, not a curated record. Lineage: Eukaryota; Metazoa; Arthropoda; Arachnida; Ixodida; Ixodidae.
ACUGUGAGCGAAAAAGCCGUACCCGGCGAGACGCCACGGUACACGACACCGUUAACUACUGUAGUACGCGCGCGGAAAACCCUUCGUUCAAUCUGUGCGCCGCUGCGGGGAUCGUUGCAGAUCUUCGACAGCCGCGGUUGAGUGGUGCGCGUUGAAGCUUGCACAACGACAAGCGGGAUCGGCAAUCGACCGUAGCAGGAGGAGGAAAAAAAGGAACGGAAAGCUUUCGCCGGCGAUCCAUCCGGAAAGCGGCCGAAAACUAGCGGUCUGCUGCAAGAAGCGAAGAGGCGGGCGGAAGUGACGUAACUUUCCUGCACCGGAGGCGAGCUUCACGAUGGCUUCGGAUCGGCGCGGCAGUCGAGUGGUCGCCUCUUCGAGGGCCGACGACGACGAGGACGCGAUGGAGCGGGAACUCGCCGAGGACGCCGUCUGGAAGCGCAUCCAGCAGAACACCUUCACCCGAUGGGCGAACGAGCACCUGAAGACGGCCAACAAGACGAUCGCCUCCCUGGAGACGGACCUCGCCGACGGAUUGCGCCUCAUCACGCUCAUCGAAGUGCUCUCGGGCAAGCAGCUGCCCAAGCACAACAAGCGACCCACGUUCCGCUCGCAGAAGCUAGAGAACGUGUGCGUCGCCCUGAAGUUCCUCACCAACCAGGAGGGAAUAAAGCUCGUCAACAUCGACAGUUCGGACAUCGUCGACUGCAAGCUCAAGCUGAUCCUGGGUCUGAUAUGGACGCUCAUUCUGCACUACUCCAUCUCGCUGCCCAUGUGGGAGGGCGACGACGAUUCGGCCUUCGACAAGAGUGGCCCGUCACCCAAGCAGAGACUGCUCCGGUGGAUCCAGAGCAAGCUGCCUGACAAGCCCAUCAACAACUUCACUUCAGACUGGAACGAUGGACAGGCCGUGGGCGCUCUGGUGGACGCCCUCGCCCCGGGCCUGUGUCCAGACUGGGCCAGCUGGGACCCCAAGAACGCCCUGCGCAAUGCCAAGGAAGCCAUGGAUCUGGCCUCCGAAUGGCUGGGCGUGCCCCAACUCGUCACGCCUGAGGAAAUGGUCAACCCCAAGGUGGACGAGCUGUCCAUGAUGACCUACCUCUCACAGUUCCCCAACGCCAAGCUGAAGGACAAGGCGCCACUGAGGCUUCAGACGAACCCUGCUCGCGUGCGCUGCUACGGCCCCGGUAUCGAGCCCACGGGAGUGGUCGUCGGAGCGCCGACCACCUUCACCGUGGAGACUUUCAGUGCUGGUCAGGGCGAGGUCAAGGCUCACGUCGACGCUCCCGGAGGACAAAAGAUUCCCGUGGACAUUCGUUACAACGACGACAAGGCAAAGACGUACACAGCCACGUACACCGCCCUCAAGGAGGGACCUCACAAGGUGCACGUCCAGUUCGCCGGGAAGGCGGUGCCCAAGAGCCCGUUCCCCGUCAAAGUCGAGGGCUUCGCCGGGGACCCGACUAAGGUCAAAGCCAGCGGUCCGGGUCUGCAACCUACGGGUGUCAGCGCUGGAGUUCCCACCUACUUCGACGUCUUCAGCAAAGCUGCCGGCAAGGGCCAGGUGGAGGUGGAGAUCGUGGACCCAAAGGGCGGCCGCAACACCAUCCCGUGUCGUGUGAAGAAGACCAACGAGGACGAGCACCACUGCGAGUACGUGCCUUCCAUGGAAGGACCGCACCAGGUGAAUGUCCUGUUCGCCGGACGUCCCGUGCCCGGAAGCCCCUUCAAGGUCAACGUUGGACCACCUUGCAACCCUCGUCGCGUCCGUGCCUCUGGUCGCGGUCUGCAGAAGAACGGCGUCCGUGUGGGUGACGUGGCCGACUUCAAGGUGUUCACGGAGAACGCUGGCGAAGGCGAACUACAAAUCAAGGUGCUAGGCCCAGGUGGCAGUGUCGAGAAGGUGAACAUCACGCCAAAGCCGGACAAGACCUUCGAGUGCAACUACCAUCCGUCCAAGGAGGGUCGCUACGUGGUCAUGAUCUCGUACGGUGGCCAGGAGAUCCCUCGCAGUCCGUACGAGGUGAACGUGGGGCCCUACAAGGAGUCCAAGAUCGUCGCCUACGGUCCCGGCCUGCACGGAGGUCUGGUCGGCUAUCCGGCCACCUUCACUGUGGACACGAAUGGCGAGACGGGUCAGCUGGGCUUCGCCAUCGAGGGUCCCUCCAAGGCCAAGAUCGAGUGCUACGACAACGGCGACGGAUCGGCCGACGUCAAGUACUUCCCCACGGCGCCCGGCGAGUACGCCGUUCACGUCCUCUGCAAUGGCGAGGACAUUCCCAAGUCACCCUGGAUCGCCAACAUCCUGCCACAGAGCACCGUUCAGCCGGACAAGGUGGUGGCCAGCGGUCCCGGACUGCAGCCGACGGGCGUGCUUCAGGGCCAGCCGACCCAGUUCACGGUGGACGCGCGGCAAGCCGGUGGCAAGGCGCCGCUCGAGGUCAUCGUGGCCGACUCUCAGAGCAAGCCCGUCGAAGUCAAGGUCAAGGACAACGGCGACGACACGUACACGUGCACGUACAAGCCCGAGUCCAACGACAAGCACACGGUGCAGGUCAACUACUCCUGCGUCGCCGUGCCCGGAAGCCCCUUCCGGGUCAACGUGGCUGACAACACUGACCCAGGCAAAGUGCGCGUCUAUGGUCCUGGCGUUGAGAAGGGCGUGACGUCACAGACACCAACAAAGUUCUACAUUGACUGCAAGGCUGCUGGAAAAGCCAAGCCCAAGGUGAAGAUCACGGACGAGAAGGAGCGGCAGGUGCAAGCCAAGGUGACAGACAACAAGGACGACACAUACACCUGCAACUACACUGCACCUACACCGGGACCACACUACGUGAACGUCUCCGUAAAUGGCAAGGACGUGCUGGGCAGUCCCUUCAAGGUGCCCGUCGCGUCUCACCUGGACGCCUCCAAGAUCAAGGUUGAAGGCCUCGAACCGACGGUGUUCCUGGAGGCCCCAGCCCAGGUGAUGAUCGACGCGCGCGCCAUCAGCCCGAACAGUGACGCUCGUGUCACCUGCACCCUGUCUACGCCAUCGGGCAAGAAGAUCCCCAUCGCCGUCCAGCCGAAAGGAGACGGAACCUACCGUUCGGUCUACAUACCGCACGAGGAAGGUCCUCACGAGGUGGAGCUCACCUACGACGGCGUGCCCAUUCCGGGAUCACCGUUCAAGACGAUGGCUGUGAAGGGCUGCGACCCUUCGAGGGUGAAGGCCUACGGACCCGGACUCGAGAAGGGCAUCCUCGACCAACCGAACCGUUUCACCGUGGAGACCCGUGGUGCGGGCCCCGGAGGUCUGGGGCUGGCCAUCGAGGGACCGACGGAGGCCAAGAUGACUUGCAAGGACAACCGGGACGGCACCUGCACCGUCGAGUACAUUCCCUCCGAGCAGGGUGACUACGACAUCGCCGUACGCUUCGCCGGAAAAGAUAUUCCCGGAAGUCCAUUUAAGGUCCCUGUGGAUGCCCCUGUCGACCCGUCCAAGGUUGUGGCCUACGGCCCAGGCCUGGAACCGCGAAACUGCCGUGCCAACGUGCCGCAGAAGUUCACCGUGGACGCACGCAAAGUUGGAAAGGCACCAAUGGCUGUCGAGGUCUCGUCUGAGAAGGGUCCGGUGCCCCAGAAGCCGACAGUGAAGGACAACAAGGACGGCACGUACGACGUGAACUACAUGCCGCCGCCCGAGAAGAGCGACUGCAACGUCCGCAUCACGUACGACAACAAGGACAUCCCCAACAGCCCGUACAAGAUGAAGGUGAGGCCGACCUGCGAGCCACAGAACGUCAAGCUCGUGGGACUGGAUGGCAAGCCCGUGCCGGCCAGCAUUCCCCAAGAGUUCACCAUCGACGCCCGCGAGGCGGGAGUCGCCGAGCCCGAAAUCACCGUUAAGGGUCCCGACAACGUGCCUCGCAAGGCCCGCGUCGUGGACAACGACGACGGCACUUUCCGAGGCCAGUACGUGCUCUCGGACGUGGGCAAGCACCAGCUGUCCGUCAAGUACGGCGGCAAGGAAGUGCCCGGAUCGCCGGCCACACUAAACAGCGUACCUACCGGACAAGCCGACAAGUGCAAGAUCAGCGAGGAGACGAAGCAGGAGAAGGUGACCAUCGGGGAGGAGUACAGCAUUACUGUGAACGCCAAGCAGGCCGGCCAAGGCGCCGUCACUUGCACGCUGACCAACGCCAACGGUGCCGAACCCGACGUGGACGUCCAGGUCGAAGACAACGGCGACGGCACCUUCACCAUCUUCUACCGCAUCAAGGAGCAGGGCGAGCACACGGUCAACAUCAAGUUCGGAGGACAACCGGUGCCCGGCGGAACCUACACGAUCAAGGCCGUCACCGAGCAGAUCCACCAGAAGACCGUGGUCGACCGCCGCUUCCGCAGUGCCCCGCCGCCACAAGGAAAGUACCGACCGGUCCAGCUCUUUGACAUCCCCUUGCAGCAGACCGCUGGGGGACAGCUCACCGCCGAGGUGAAGAUGCCGUCGGGACGGGUGGACAAGCCUGUGAUCAUCGACAACCAGAACGGCACGGUCAGCAUCCAGUACGAGCCACGCGAAGAAGGCCUACAUGAGCUGCACAUCAAGUACAACCACGAGCAUGUGCAGGGCAGCCCUUUCAAGUUCCACGUGGACACCAUCCAGAGUGGCUACGUGACUGCCUACGGACCAGGCCUGACGCAUGGUGUGGCCGGUGAACCCAGCAACUUCACCAUCAGCACGAAGGACGCCGGCAAAGGUGGCCUGAACGUGGCCGUCGAGGGUCCAUCCAAGGCAGAGAUCAGCGUGCACGACAACAAGGACGGCACGGUGGCCGUGUCGUACCUGCCCGCUGCACCCGGAGAGUACAAGAUUUAUAAGUUCGCCGACAAGCCCAUCAAGGGAAGCCCCUUCACCGCCAAGAUCACAGGAGAGGGCCGCAAGCGCAACCAGAUCUCCGUGGGCCACUCCAGUGAGGUGUCGCUCAAGGUCCAGGAGAAGGACGUCAAGAACCUCAGCGCCAGCAUCGUCGCGCCUUCGGGCCUGGAGGAGCCGUGCUUCCUGAAGAAGCUUCCCAACGGACACCUGGGCAUCUCGUUCACGCCCCGCGAGGUCGGAGAGCACCUGAUCAACGUCAAGCGCACCGGAUCCCACAUCACGGGCAGCCCCUUCAAGAUCAACGUGCUCGAACGCGAGAUCGGCGACGCCGCCAAGGUCAAGGUUCAGGGCAAGGCUCUCACAGAGGGCACCACCCAAGUCCGCAACGAGUUCACCAUCGACACACGAGAGGCCGGCUACGGUGGUCUGAGCUUGUCCGUGGAGGGUCCCAGCAAGGCCGACAUCCAAUGCAAGGACAACGAGGACGGCACGCUCAAAGUGAGCUACCUGCCCACCGAGCCCGGAUACUACAUCAUCAACCUCAAGUUCGCCGACCACCACGUCACGGGCUCGCCCUUCACCGUCAAGGUCACGGGCAAGGGCUCCAACAUCCAGCGUGAGAACAUCAAGAAGCAACGUGAGGCAGCGCCCAUUGCCGAAGUGGGCUCCAAAUGCACCUUCACCUACAAGAUGCCUGGCACCAGCGCGUUCGACAUGACGGCUCGCGUGACGUCCCCGUCGGGUUCUUCGGAGGACGCCGAGAUCGCCGACCUGGACGACUGCGCGUACGCGGUGCACUUCGUGCCCAAGGAGGCUGGCGUGCACACGGUCAGCGUGCGCAACAAGGACAUCCACAUCCCCGGAUCGCCGUUCCAGUUCACCGUGGGUCCGUUCCGUGACCACGGGGCCCACAGGGUACACGCCGGAGGACCCGGUCUCGAGAGGGGCAUCGCCGGAGAAUCAUGUGAGUUCAACGUAUGGACGCGCGAAGCGGGCGCCGGCAGCCUGUCCAUUUCGGUUGAGGGACCGUCCAAGGCCAAGAUCGACUUCAAGGACAGGAAGGACGGCUCCUGCUACGUCUCCUACGUCGUCAAGGACCAUGGCGAGUACCGCGUGGGCAUCAAGUUCAACGACCAGCACAUCCCCGACAGCCCGUUCAAGGUGUACGUGAUGCCUCAGGCGGGCGACACCUGCAAGAUCGAACUGGGCAGCGUCCCCGAGCACAUCCAGGUCAACAAGCCCGUGGCCUUCACCAUCUCCAUGAAUGGGGCCAAAGGUAACCUCGACGGAAAGGUCGUCACACCCAGCGGCCACGAGGACGAUUGCUUCGUAGCGCCACUGGACGACGACCAGUGGUGUCUGCGCUUCAUUCCCCGCGAGAACGGCAUCCACCAGGUGCACAUCCGCCACAACGGCAUCCACAUCCCAGCGAGUCCGUUCCGCAUCCGCGUCGGAAAGGACGACGCCGAUCCGGCCGCCGUGCAAGCCUACGGUCCGGGUCUUCGGGAUGUCAAGAGCGGCGUCAAGACUGACUUCGUCGUGGACACGUGCAAUGCGGGCGCGGGGUCCCUGGCGGUGACCAUCGACGGCCCCACCAAGGUGAACAUGGACUGCACCGAGGAGGAAGAGGGCUACAAGGUGCGAUACACGCCACUCGCGCCCGGAGAGUACUUCAUCACCGUCAAGUUCAACGGAUACCACAUCGCCGGAAGCCCCUUCCGCGUCAGCUGCACAGGCAGCGUCACCCGAAGCACUGGAGGCCGCCUGUCCAUCGCCCCGCCCACUUCGCCGGAGACGUCUUCGAUGACCGUGGACACUGUGGUGAAGCAGGCUGUUCAGAAGGCCGACCAACUGCCCAAGUUUCGAUCUAACGCCGCUAAGGUGACCUGCAAAGGCAUGGGCCUCAAGCGCGCUGUCCUCAACAAGAACAACCAGUUCACCGUCAAUGCCGUGGACGCUGGCAACAACUUGAUCUACGCCAGUGUGUAUGGACCCAAGGGACCCUGUGAUGAAGUAUUUGUCAAGCACCUGGGUCGCAAUCUCUACCAGGUAAACUAUGUGGUCAAAGAUCGCGGCGACCACAUUGUGAUCGUAAAGUGGGGCGACGACCACAUCCCGGGCAGUCCCUUCAAGGUUGAAGUAGUCUAGGCCUCGACAUUUACACGACCGACCGCUGCUUGCUUGGCCCUCCCCGGUUGCCGCAACCGCCGAGCACGCACAGCCAGCGAUGUGCCCUUGCAGUGACGUCACAUAACAGCUGCCACAGCGGCACCGCGCAUCUACAUCAAUGCAGCGAUCUUGAACGCAGUCCAGUGAGCCUGCCUGAGUCAUCCUUAUGCAAUGCUCCCUAUUAGAGAGACGUGGCAAGCACAUAUAUAAAGGCACACAUACCGAGCCAUCUUACAGCCCCAGAUUUGCUGCUUCACUGCAAGGCAACAUUCAACAAGAUGACUGUCUGCAACAGACGUUGCCUGCUAAAGCACCCGCAAUGCACCAGCACUGUGCCGCAUCUAUGAAAUGACUUAACUGUGCGUUGCAUAAUUUGCGACAUGUUUGACCACUGGCCUUCCUUCUAGAUCGCUGCUGUGACAACGCGAGGACUGCACCAAGAAAUCCCAGUGACUGUGUUUCCUGGCAUCAUGUAAAACUGUGACGUCAAGUGCAAGGUGCCUCCACCGAAAGGCAUCGCCAACGGCUGUGCCCACUGCCAAUGUGCUCCCUACAGCCGCCCAAAACAACCGUUGCCAUACUCUACCGUGUUAGCCUUUUCUUCCUCUGCAAAUGUACAUUGAAGAGUGUUGACCAUUAAAGAAGUGAUGUGAUCAAA